UCGUCGCGGGCUUUAUUUCCAUUUUGAACGGGUUCGCGUGCGGUUUAGUUAUUUGUACGUUAAAUUGUGGCAAACGAAUCGGCCAACUUAACAAAUUCUACAGUCAAAACAGUGCGCAUCAACUAGGGACAACCACAAAAUGCGUUUGCUGCUGCUGCUGCUGGUGCCACUGGUGGCACCUUACCUCCAGGUGGAUGGACAGGAGGACUAUUGCUUUGGCAAGGACUCGGACAGGCCGCAGACGGCGCAGUUUUCCUCGAAGACAGCCUACCAGAUCGUGAAGAGCAGCAACAUUGACAAGCAGUACCUGGUGCCCGGCUGCGAGGCCAAGAAGAUGUGGAUCUUCCACAGGCACGGCACCAGGCUGCCCAAGUCGGGCACCAUCAAGAAGGCCUCGCGGCUGAUGGAGCUACGUGACCAAAUUGUGAAGAACUAUCGAGAGGCAAAGACCAAGCCGGAGACGAAUGCUCUGUGCACCGAGGAUCUGAUUGCCAUUCAGCUGUGGAAGGGCAACAGCAGCAUCACGCCCGACAUGGACGAGUUCCUGACCAGCCAGGGCUACGACGAUCUGCGCGGCACGGCCAAGCUCUAUCAGCGCUACUACCCCAGCAUCCUGCCCCGGGACUACAACGACACGUACUACCAGUUCCGCCACACGGACACACAGCGGACCACGGAGAGCUUCAAGGCCUUCGCCGAGGGUCUCUUUGGCACGGGGAACGCCGCCCAUCCCGUGGACAUACCCAAGGAAGAUCUCCUGCUGCGCCCCUACGACUACUGCCAGUCCUACAAGGAGCUCAACUACAAGGGCGCGGGCUCCGAGCACCAGAAGUACACGCAGUCCGCCCUGUGGAACAGCACCCUGGCGGACAUCUCCACGCGAUUGGGCUUCCUGUACACCCUCGACCAGGCGGACAUCCUGCUGAUGUACGACACGUGCCGCUACGAGCAGGCGUGGCAGGUGGACCGCACGAGUGUCUGGUGCGGCGCCUUCCUGCCCGAGCAGGUGACCGUCUUCGAGUACGCGGAGGACCUCAAGUACUACUACGGCUCGGGCUACGGCUUCGAGGAGGACACGGCGCGGCUCAACUGCCGCCUCGUGCAGGACAUGCUCACGCACCUGAGCAACCCCGUGUCGCCGCACGUCAUCGCCCACUUCGGGCACACCACCGGACUGCAGACGCUGAUCACGGCGCUGGGCGUGCGCAAGGACGACAUCAAGCUGCGGGCCGACAACUACAACAGCCUCACGAACCGCCGCUGGAAGACGAGCAUCCUGGGCCCCUUUGCGGCCAACUUUGUGGCCGUGAAGUACGACUGCCCCGCGGCCCUGGACAAGGAGAAGGCCGUCUUCUUCCUCAACCAGGACGCCGUGCAGCUGGACUGGUGCAGCGUCGGCCUGUGCAACUGGUCGGAGGUGCUGCAUCGCUACAAGACCCUCGCCGAUGCCGACUGUGAUGAGUACUACUGCCGCUCCGGUGCCGCCUCACUGGCUGCUACUACCACACUCCUGGCCUCGACCCUCCUCGCUGCCUUAGUCUACUUAAUGCAUUGAAUCUGAGCCGGAUUUGUGUUAGUUUUUAAUGUUUGUCAAAUGUACAAAGUUCGUACCAAAUGAGGAGGAUGGCAGCAUCAUCGAGGGAUGUCUUUCAAGUAUUUUUCGAUUUACAUUUUUCUACUUUUAAUCCAACCUCAGCAGCAGCACCUCUCCACACACACACACACACACAAUUUGUAACUCUUACGAUUGUUUUUCUAAAUGCUUAACGUACCGUUGCAAGUGCUACAGUCAACCAAAUAGCUUUAUAUUAAUUAAAUAAAAUGAUUAAUUAUUAAA
Messenger RNA from Drosophila guanche, 1837 nucleotides. It is a transcript of the gene Mipp1, whose product is annotated as multiple inositol polyphosphate phosphatase 1. The transcript has 5 exons. Bases 140 to 1555 code for a protein of 471 amino acids. Lineage: Eukaryota; Metazoa; Arthropoda; Insecta; Diptera; Drosophilidae. The record is from RefSeq and is a predicted model, not a curated record. Gene Ontology annotation, molecular function: acid phosphatase activity; inositol phosphate phosphatase activity.